CUCAUAAUAAUAGAGUUAGGGGUUUUGAUACCUAUUCCUGAAAGAAUGGGGGUGGUCGGAAGUGAAGAAGCAGAAGAAGAAGAAGGUGCAUCAAUCAAAGCUCUUGGCUCUCUCUUCAAGCUUACUCAAAUCCAUCUAUGGGAAGAUGGGUCGACAGAUACUCGUUUGGUUCCUCUCUUCCAUGAACACAAAAACAGGUCUGAGGACGUGGGAUUGAUACAAGAGAUGAAAGCUCUGGGUCUUCCUGUUGCUUUUCAGACUAAUAAGGAGUGGAAGAACAGAACAAGGUCUAUCCCCCAAAAGAAAAGAAUCAAGGAUCGAUCAGACCAGGUUAAUGUUGAUGUUGCAUCCCCUCUGAGUUUGUUGGUAUCUGAUUGCUCUUCAGUUCAUGCUGAGGUUGAUGGACCCUGUGUGGAAAACGAAAACGAUCAAGUUGUUUGCUUGGGAGAUGGAGAUAGAGAUUAUUUGUUGACAUCUGAGGCAACAGUUUCUCAGAGCUACGAACUCGGUGCUGAGCAUGGCUCUAGUGAAUGGAAAGUUUACUGGGACUCUUUCUAUGGACGAAGUUACUUUUACAACGUUAACUCACAAGAGUCCACAUGGCAGCCACCUCUUGGGAUGGAGCAUCUUGUAGCUUAUAGCCAUGAAUUGCCUAUAGAGGUAACAGAGAAGCCAUGUGAUGACCUGCUCAGAACUGUACCUGUCGAUGGUGUUCCCCCUGAACAGGCUGACGAUCUUGGUGGAGUUUGUCAAAUUCAAUGUGAAACAGAAGCUCUAGAAGAAGUUAUCAGUUUGAAUGAUACAAACCAAGAAGAGGGAAACGAUGCAUCUGUUGUAAAAUCAACUAAGAAGGCUAAAAAGAAGACAAGAAGAAGUCGAGCCAAGAAGAUAUUCUCAUGUUCGAACACAGGUGUUCCUGACGAAUAUUCUGAUGUCCUUGGUAAGUAUUGGUGCCAACGAUAUCUCCUCUUCUCCAGAUUUGAUGAAGGCAUCAAAAUGGACGAGGAAGGAUGGUUUUCUGUCACUCCUGAAGCUAUAGCUAAGCAUCAUGCCACUCGGUGUAGCGGAGGCGUAGUCAUUGACUGUUUUACAGGAGUUGGUGGAAAUGCUAUUCAGUUCGCUUCAAGGAGUCAUCAUGUAAUUGCAAUUGAUUUGGAUCCAAAGAAACUUGAUUUGGCAAAGCAUAACGCUGCCAUAUAUGGCGUUGCUGAUAAAAUCGACUUUGUGAAGGGAGACUUCUUUGACUUGGCUCAUUACUUGAAGGCAGGCACUGUCUUCCUAUCGCCUCCAUGGGGAGGCCCUGAUUAUCUUAAAGCGAGUACGUACGACAUGAAGACAAUGCUGAGACCUCGUGAUGGAGACGCUCUAUUUACUGCGGCAAUGGACAUUGCAUCGACUGUCAUUAUGUUUCUUCCUAGAAAUGUUGAUAUUAACCAAUUGGCAGAGCUCGCCUUAUCAACAUCUCCUCCAUGGUCACUUGAGGUAGAAAAGAACUACUUAAAUGGGAAGCUGAAGGCAAUAACAGCAUACUACUUCAGACAAGAUGGUUGUUAGAACUAGAAAUAAGACAGACCUUUCUCACCCAUUCAAUGCAUGAAUGCCACAUGUUUCUGCAUUUGUGUCAGCUUGUGGAAUUCAAGUGAAUAACAAUGGAUUUAGAAUCAUAGUUUUAUGCGUUUGUAUAUAAAGCGUGUUUUGUAUGGGUUAUUACUCCGCCUCUCAUAACACAUUUCUUCAAACUGUAAACUUGUGAACUUCUGCAAGAAACAUC
This is a messenger RNA of Raphanus sativus (radish), 1771 nucleotides long. RefSeq lists its product as uncharacterized. Gene Ontology annotation, biological process: 7-methylguanosine RNA capping; 7-methylguanosine cap hypermethylation. The record is from RefSeq and is a predicted model, not a curated record. The transcript is spliced from 11 exons. Lineage: Eukaryota; Viridiplantae; Streptophyta; Magnoliopsida; Brassicales; Brassicaceae. Gene Ontology annotation, molecular function: protein binding; RNA cap trimethylguanosine synthase activity. Gene Ontology annotation, cellular component: nucleus. Bases 46 to 1554 code for a protein of 502 amino acids.